CGGUCUUUGAAUCAUCCAUCCGAUCAUCCGGAUUCGAAACGAUUAUAAUUUUUGUAAAAUAUCCUUUCUGGAAGUCUAUUCAUUCCUCAGAUAGAUUGCGAAUGCUACGGAUUGUUGUGAUAAAUGUAAGAAUUUUUGUUAGUUUCAGCGAAAGUGUGCUUUAAUGUUCGCGAAGUGCGCGAUUGAUUCACGCGCACUGUGCACUACAACCAUCCAUUCCGGCGUAUUGGCGAGAAAGUGAGAGGCCAUAUUUAGCGUACACAUUACAGGCACACACGCACUGCAAGUACAUCUAGUUCUACCAUCAAGUCCGGUGCUCUAAUCGUAUGUGCAAUUACAUUUAGGAAGCUGCAGUUAAGAUUGGAAGGGGAUCGAUCAAAAAUUUAGUACUAUGCCAUUACCAAAUGUACAACUAUGGCAAGUUCAACACAUCGUACUAGAGCUAUUGGAGUGCCGAGGCCCUUAAGAAUUGUGCCUUCGCCUGAGGAUGGAGAGGAAGCCGGAUUAGAGGAGAAUCUGCUGGAGGGAGACCAUGAGAUCGAACUACAAGAUGUUUGUCGGGAUGGGCACGGGAAGGCCGAUCCGUCCCAGUUCGAGCUGCUCAAGGUGUUGGGCGAAGGAUCGUUCGGAAAGGUGUUUCUGGUGCGGAAAGUGGCCGGAGCUGAUGCGGGAACCUUGUACGCCAUGAAAGUAUUAAAGAAGGCUUCGUUGAAAGUGCGCGACAGAUUGAGGACGAAGAUGGAGAGGAACAUACUGGUGGACGUCGAGCAUCCGUUCAUCGUGAAGCUGCAUUACGCUUUCCAAACCACGGGGAAACUGUACCUGAUAUUGGAUUUCCUGCGGGGCGGCGAUCUGUUCUCCAGGUUAAGCAAAGAAGUGAUGUUCACCGAGGAAGACGUGAAAUUCUAUUUGGCCGAGCUGGCUUUGGCCCUGAACCAUCUGCAUUCCAUCGGUAUUAUUUAUAGAGACUUGAAGCCGGAGAAUGUGCUGCUGGACUCCGACGGGCAUAUAGCUUUAACCGAUUUCGGACUAUCGAAAGUACCUCUGCAAGAGGACAAGGCCUACAGCUUUUGCGGAACUGUAGAAUAUAUGGCGCCGGAGGUGGUGAAUCGGAAGGGUCACACGUUCGCCGCGGAUUGGUGGUCCUUCGGGGUGUUAAUGUUCGAAAUGUUAACGGGAGGUUUGCCUUUCCAAGGAGCCAAUCGACGCGACACCAUGACUCAGAUUCUGAAAGCGAAGCUGGGGAUGCCUUCGAAUUUGAGCUCGGAAGCGCAGAGUCUGCUCCGCGCUCUCUUCAAGAGGAAUCCGGCGAAUCGGCUGGGAAGCGGUCCGACCGGCGUGGAGGAUCUUAAGAGGCACGAGUUCUUCGCCACCAUCGACUGGGACGCUUUGCUACUGAAGAAAAUAAGGCCACCGUUCAAACCGGCUGUAUCUGGGCCAGACGAUGCUUUCUACUUUGAUUCGGAAUUCACGUGUAAAACGCCUAGAGAUUCGCCCGGCGUUCCUGCCAGCGCCAACGCACACGAAUUAUUCCGAGGGUUCAGCUUCAUCGCGCCUUGCCUGCUGGACAGCGCUACGGCUCAGAAGCGGAUCGAAGCCCCGCAGAAGACUAUUCCCUCGAGUCCUGGCAACUUCCACGAGGAAUUCGAAGUGCUGGAUCCAUUGGGUUACGGAAAUUACGGGGUGUGCAACGUGGCCAAACAUCGUGCCACCGGACAACAAUUCGCUGUCAAGAAAGUCAGCAAGUUGUGCGAUUGCAGCGAGGAGAUUCAGAUUCUGCUGCGAUACGGACAGCACAAUAACAUCGUCAGUUUGAAGGGCGUCUACGAGGAUGAUCGCUACGUGUACCUGGUGCAGCAGCUUCUGCGGGGCGGAGAUCUGCUGGAUUACCUGUACUCAAAGGUACAACUAAUUUACACUUUAACUCAGUGGUUUCCAAACUUGAUGUUACUACGCCUCCCUCAAAAGUAUGUAAUCAUUUGGCGCCUCC
Messenger RNA from Nicrophorus vespilloides, 1990 nucleotides. Its product is annotated as ribosomal protein S6 kinase alpha-1-like. NCBI's taxonomy places the organism in Eukaryota, Metazoa, Arthropoda, Insecta, Coleoptera, Silphidae. The transcript is spliced from 7 exons. Gene Ontology annotation, molecular function: ribosomal protein S6 kinase activity; magnesium ion binding; ATP binding. The annotation marks the transcript as partial. The record is from RefSeq and is a predicted model, not a curated record. Gene Ontology annotation, biological process: intracellular signal transduction; protein phosphorylation.